Messenger RNA from Acanthocheilonema viteae, 795 nucleotides. The record is from the annotation of a GenBank genome assembly. Lineage: Eukaryota; Metazoa; Nematoda; Chromadorea; Rhabditida; Onchocercidae.
AUGAGCGACUUCCAUUACAACCAUUUCAGUGGAGUAGACAUUCAAGAAAGUGAUCGUAAUGAUGAUGACAGUGACAGUUGGAUUACUGAUUAUGGUACAGAUGACGAAGAUUUUGAUGAAUCUGAGGUUAUUCCGGGAACAGUUUGUUUAUUUUGCAAUUAUGGUUCAAAGAAUGUGGAAACAAAUUUGAUACAUAUGAGCGUAUCGCAUGGAUUUUUUCUUCCAGAUGCAGAGUUCUGUACAGACGUUAACGGCAUGCUGCAUUAUUUAGGUUUAAAAGUUGGUAGUGGUAAUAUGUGCUUGGUAUGUAAUGAGCGGAAAAGAUUCUGCUCAUUAGAUGCAUGCCAAAAACAUAUGCGCGAUAAGGGACAUUGCCGUGUUGCCUGCAGUAUAGAGGAAAUGAUCGAGUUUGAAAACUUUUAUGAUUAUAGUUCCAUGUAUCCAGAAGGGGAAGACGAUGAUAAAUCUUAUUCUGUCGCUUUAACGGAUGACGGGUAUACACUUACUUUGCCAUCAGGCGCAAAAAUUGGACAUCGUUCGUUGUUACGUUAUUAUAAGCAGCGUUUGAAGUCGGUAGCAUGUGAACCUAAAAGUGAUCAUCAGAGAAAAGAGAUCCUUAAAAAAGCGAUAAUUGGGCAAUACAAACAGUUGGGUUGGACUGGAAUAUCUGAAACAUUGGCAGUGCUGCGAGCGAAGGAUGUGCGAUAUAUGAAGAAAAUAAACUCUAAAAACUGGGUUAAACUGGGCCUUAAUAAUAACCGUUUGUUUAAAUCGCGUGGUAGAAGUGAUCAAUAA